UGCAAUUAUUUAAGUUAAUUUAAAGUUCUACAUUUCUGUGCAAAGAAUCAUUCAAAUUACCAGAAAAAAUCCGUUCGGGAAGCAGAAAAAUGACGGAUGUUAGUGGCCAGCUACCACUGGUGAUAGUCGAAAGCGAAUACAGCUUCCGGCAGGGCGAAUGUUUUGAUACGUACGAACAAUUUCUGGAAAAACUGGAACGACACAGCGCUAAUGACUUGGUAUACUACUGGCGGCGCGAUUCGCGAACCAUCGAAGGGGCAGCCCUCAAAACUGCCCGUCCCAUCGCCGACGCGCUUCGGUACUACUCGGUGCGGUACUCCUGUAUUUUUGGCGGACAACGCUUCGAAACGAAAUCUACCGGAAUGAAAAAAAUGCGAUCUUCAUUGCGGAAUGAUUGUCCUGCCUAUAUAGCUCUACGUGCAUCUAAGUGUGGACAACAGCUUGUCGUAAUGGCUGCAUCGAACGUUCACAACCAUGAGAUUAGUCAAGAGCUGAUUAAAAAUCUGGCCCACAAAAAGAAGCUUUCGGCGGAAAUGAAAGAGGAAGUGAUGACGCUUCUUUUCCAUAACAUCGAUAAAAAGUUGAUAAAAGAAUACGUUUAUCUUAAAGAAGGUAAAGAUCUUACUACGAAGGAUCUAUUCAACAUAGCAGCAUCGCUGCGAAAGAGUUCCCGCAUUCAACAGUUGCUAACAAAUACGAAAACUGGAUCUGAGCUUACAGCUGAGUUGAAAAAAUACAUUCAAGAGAAAAAAAUUGACCAAUUAGCUAUAGAACAGAAAGCUGUUGAACCAGAGCUUGACAGUUUUGGUGAAACAGAAACACUCGAGGAACAUCUAGAAGAGGAAGAUAUCAACGAAAAUCUGUGCGAAGCAGGCGGAAGCUCGUCGGAGUUGAUAGAGGAAAAACCAAUAUCAACGGAAAUAGACGGUGUUAAGGUGGAAUACCUGAUUGAUGUACAAAAUGACGUUUCCGCAGAGCCGAUUAAAACCGUUCUUACCGUUGAGAACAGAAAACGCUCAAGAUGGAAAUCGGCAUCCUGCUUCGCAUGCGGUUCAAACAAUCGGUUAGUGAAAGCUAAAUUAGACGUUCUCCGAGCCCGCAGAGAUAAACUUCGACAGCAAACCGAAAUACUACGGCUGGAGAAGCAAAAACUACAAUUGGAGUUGCAAUUAAUGCACAAGAAUUUACGACAUCACAAAGUUUAAUUUUGUAGAUUAUUAGAUAAUUAUUAAAAUGUUAACAAAAAUGUUUUACGCUUAUUGGUAUAGUUUUUUCUGCCGAAUAUUCUCAGUCACAUCAUCGAGACAUUCAGCCAAUGGGAAAGAGUCCAAAUCGAAGGA
Messenger RNA from Sabethes cyaneus, 1340 nucleotides. RefSeq lists its product as uncharacterized. The transcript has 2 exons. The record is from RefSeq and is a predicted model, not a curated record. Lineage: Eukaryota; Metazoa; Arthropoda; Insecta; Diptera; Culicidae. Bases 90 to 1205 code for a protein of 371 amino acids.